This is a messenger RNA of Myxocyprinus asiaticus (Chinese sucker), 5744 nucleotides long. RefSeq names its product NACHT, LRR and PYD domains-containing protein 12-like. Gene Ontology annotation, molecular function: protein binding; zinc ion binding. Bases 92 to 3910 code for a protein of 1272 amino acids. NCBI's taxonomy places the organism in Eukaryota, Metazoa, Chordata, Actinopteri, Cypriniformes, Catostomidae. The record is from RefSeq and is a predicted model, not a curated record. The transcript is spliced from 14 exons.
CCCUCCUUUUCCGUUUUAAUUUAGCGCUGCGCCACAAUCUCAAACUAAGUGAAAGUGAAACCGAUUUGAGAACUGCGGAAUCUGUUAGUUGAUGAUGAGUGUGUCUGGAAAUCAGGAUGAUGCAUCUGCCUCCAAGAGCAGUCCAGAAGACCUUCACUCUAAUUUAACUAUACAAGAGAGACCAGACUCACCUAAACCCUCACAUUUGUCUCUGAAGAGUGACAGAUCAAUUCCUGUACCACUGAACUUCAGCGAUGAAGCACAUGGCACUAAAAGAAAUGUACAGGAGAGAUCAGACUCACCUACAACAUCCCAUGUGUCUCUGAAGAGUGACAGAUCAAUUCCUGUACCACUGAACUUCAGCGAUGAAGCACAUGGCACUAAAAGAAAUAUACAGGAGAGAUCAGACUCACCUACAACAUCACAUGUGUCUCUGAAGAGUACAAGAUCAAUUCCUGUACCACUGAACUUCAGCGAUGAAGCACAGAGAAUUAGAAAAAGGAAGUUGUCAACACAAGAACCACCAGAGCAGGCAGAGUCUAUACCUGCUGAAAGAGUUUGUCAGCAGCACCACAGAGCUUUGGAGGUGUUCUGUAAGACCGACAACAUGUACAUUUGUAACAUCUGUGUGGUGCAAGAUCACCGUGGCCACAGUAAAAUCUACAAUGUGAAACCUAAUGUGCCAAGCAUUCAAUCCCUGCUCCUUCAAAUUAUGGGGAAAAUGGGGACAGAAGACUUCAAAACCUUCAAAAGUGAACUGAAUGAGGAAUACCCAGAAUGCUUUGGAAGUCAUACAGAGCAGCUUAGUGUCUCUGAAGUUGUUGAAAUAUUAGUGGAGAGCUUUGAAGGAGAGGCAGCAUUGAGGAUCACAACACAGUUCCUGUAUAAUGGUAAUCCACUUCAAAAAAUCACAGAUGCCAAUAAAUCAAAACUUAGGCACAAAUGUCAACAUUUAAAUGAAGGAAAUUCAUCUCAAGGUAAACAAAGUUUACUGAAUGAGAUCUACACAGAUCUCUACAUGACAGAAGGUGGAAGUGGAGAGAUCAAUAAUGAACAUGAGGUGUUAAGAAAUGAAAGAAUUAUACAAAGUAGAACCACUCCAGAGACAAAAUACACAUGUAAUGACAUCUUCAAGACACUGCCAGGACAAAGACAACAAGUCCGAACAGUCCUGACGAUGGGCAUAGUUGGCAUUGGGAAGAAUGUGUCAGUGCGGAAGUUCAUUCUAGACUGGGCAGACGGAAAAGCAAACCAAGAUAUCAAUGCCAUCAUUCAUCUUCCAUUUCGAGACCUCAACCAGAAAAGGGGGAACUGCAGUCUUCUGCAACUCAUUCAUCAAUAUGCUCCUGAACUGAAAGAGGCAAAUCUUUCAAAAUUGAAAGUGCUUUUUAUUUUGGAUGGUUUAGAAGUCUGUCAGUAUCCUCUUGAGUUCCAGAAGAAUGACAUCUGCUCUGAUAUAAAUGAGCAAACCUCUGUUGAUGUGCUACUUACAAACCUCAUCAAGGGCAAUCUGCUUCCUUCUGCUCUCCUCUGGAUAACUUCACGACCAUCAACAGCCAGUCAGAUCCCUGCUGAGUGUGUCCAUCGGGUCACAGAGAUUCGUGGGUUCAAUGAUCAUCAGAAGGAAGAAUACUUCAGGAGGAAAAUUAGUGAUCAGAAACUGGCAAGUGAAAUUAUUACUCACAUCAAAUCAUGUCGGAGUCUCUACAUCAUGUGCCACAUGCCAAUCUUCUGUUGGAUUUCAGCCACUGUGCUCGAAAAUAUGUUGAGUGUUGGGAACUCUGAUGAAAUACCCAAAACUCUGACUGAGAUGUUCACUCACUUCCUGCUCAUUCAUAUCAGUCUCAAGCAUAAGAAGUUCAAUGGAGCUGAUGCAAGUAACCCAAAGAAACUGACUGAAUCAGACAAAACACUGAUUUUGAAAAUGGGAGAAUUGGCUUUCCAACAACUAGAGAAAGGCAAUUUGAUAUUUCUCGAAGAAGAACUGGUAAACUGUGGCAUUGAUGUCAAUAAAGUCUCAGAGUACUCAGUGUGUACAGUGAUUUUCAGAGAGGAGCUGGGAUUGUACAGGGAAAAGGUCUACAGUUUUGUGCAUCUGAUCUUUCAGGAGUAUCUUGCAGCAGUAUAUGCUCACUUUGCAUGUCUUAAUAAUGGUGAAAAUGUUCUUGACAAAAAACCCAACAAGUUAAAUCUUUCUGAUGUACAUCUGAGUGCAGUGGACAAAGCUUUAAGGAGUGAAAAUGGACACCUAGACCUCUUCGUCCGCUUCCUUUUGGGUCUUUCCGUUGACCCUAACCACACUCUCUUGCAAGACUUUUCUAAAGGUGGUUUAUCUCAACACUGUGGAGAUAAAAGCAAGAUAGUGCAUUAUAUUAAAGACAAGAUCAAACAGGAAUUAAUGCCAGAGAGAAUCAUCAAUCUUUUCAGUUGUUUGAAUGAGCUGAAAGACAAUUCUCUUGUCAAAGAAAUUCAGACUGCCAUGAAAUCAGGAACACUGUUAGGUAGUGAGCUGGAGCCAGAGCAGUGGUCAGCACUGGCCUAUGUCUUGCUCACAUCAGGAGAGGAAUUAGAUGAGUUUGACAUGAAGAAGUUCCGUACAUCAACAGCAAACCAGCUGAGGCUGCUGCCAGUAUUAAGGAUCUGCAGAAGGGCCAGAUUAGAUUGCUGUAAUCUCUCACAAGAAUCCUGCAGAAGAGUGGUUUCAGCUGUCCAGUUGAACUCACCCUUGAGAGAGUUGGAUCUCAGCAACAAUAAAUUAGACAAGUAUGGAGUGCAAAUACUCUGCUCUGGACUAACAAGUCCACACUGUCAUAUACAGAAGCUGGGAUUGGAUAGCUGUAAUUUCUCAUCAGACUCCUGUAAAAUUUUGGCUUCAGCUCUCAUGUCAACAAACUCUCCCCUGAGAGAACUGGAUCUAAGCUACAAUGAGCUCACGGAUAAUGGAGUAAAAUCACUCUGUUCUGGACUAAUUAAUUCACACUGUAAAGUUAUGACACUCAAGUUAAAACGGUGUGGUCUCACAAACGCUUGUUGUGAAGAUCUAGCAUCAGUUUUGAAAUUAUCAUGCUUGAGGGAGUUGGAGCUAAACAACAAUGACCUGAAAGAUUCAGGUGUGGAAAAACUAUCAACUGGACUUAAAGGUCCACAGUGUAGUAUAGAGAAACUGGGACUCUCUGGGUGUAUGAUCACAGAGGAGGGCUGCAGUUUGCUGGCUUCAGCUCUGAGCUCAAACACUGGUCAUCUGAGAGAGCUUGAUCUGAGCUACAACCACCCUGGAGAUUCAGGAAUGAAAUUGCUCUCUGCUAAAAAAGAAGAUCCAAAUUGUAAACUGGAGAAACUUGAUUUUUCCAGUGGAGGAGAAUGUCGAAUGAAACCAGGUCUACGAAAAUAUGGCUGUGAACUCACAGUGGACGAGGACUUGUUACAUCGACGCCUUAUACUGUCUGAUGGAAAACGGAAAGUGUCAGAAACCAGAGUGGAGCAGCCAUAUCCUGAUCAUCCUGACAGAUAUAAACUCUAUCCCCAGGCUAUGUACAAAGAGCCUCUGACUGGACGCUGUUACUUUGAGGUGGAGAUUGAAGGUGCAGUUGGAUUGGGAGUGGCCUAUAAGAGCUCAGAUAGAACAGAGAGGAUAAUGGGCAUUAAUAACAAGCUCCCUAGUCUCCAUUGUCUAAAUGGAAAACUUAAAUUGUGGCAAAAUAAUAAUAUAGUUGGUGAGUUUCCUGUCUGUGCUCAAUCCAAAAGAGUAGGAGUUUAUCUGGACUGGGAAGCUGGAAGUUUGUCAUAUUACAGCAUUUGUAACAACACAUCCAUUAAUUUGCACACGCUCCAUACCACAUUCACCGGCCCCUUGUAUGCAGGGUAUUUUUUUCUCCCUGACUCCUCUGUGACUCUGUGUCCACUAACAUAGAUUGUCUGAGUAUAAAGUUAUCCUAAACAGGCUAGAUGUUUUAUAAAAAUCAAGUCCUGAAAUUUUGCUCAGAGAAUAUUCAGACAUUCAGAGUCUAAUACAAGUUAUGCAUUACUUUGUUAUAUGUUGUUAUAUGCUGAUACUUUUAUGUUCGAAUUGACUGCUGAUACACAUUACAAAUAUGCUCUAAAAAUGGCUAGCACAGAGAUCCAAUUAAUUCAACCUGAACCUUUUAAACAGGCAUUAUUAAAAAAAAAAAUUGUAUAUAUAUUUUUUUUUCAUGAGUGAAAGCAUCCAUUUACAGGAGAGAAUAGCGAGUAAUAUUCGGCUAGCUAUAUGAUCUCAGCAUGGCGGUGCUCAUGAAUGUGCACCCAGCACCAUAUGUAAAAUAAAACAGCUUUUUCUUUAAGGCUGAUAAAACUAGUCUUCGACUCGUGUGAAUGUGUAUCAUUUUAAACAUUGGUCAAAAAUACAUUUCUACCAUUACCAAUUCUUUAUACCUGAAAAUCUCCCCUUGACUUUAAUUAAUUAACAGCAGAGAUGGUGUCAUUAUAAUAUUUGUUUACUGAAUUGCAGUUGGUCUUUUCUUUCUACAUCUAUUUAACCAUAUUUUUCAACAUGACAUUCUGGCACAGAAACCAUGUUACAUGUUGAUUCCUAUAGACAGCUAUAGCUCUGAUGUAGCAUUUAAUUUACACAGAACCAAAGCCUAAGCUUGCCUAAUAAUUUUUCUUUAAUCUUUUGCUGUCUCGCAAGCACUGGCAUUGCCUUUAGACAAUGCAAAUAUAGAUUUUUGUUUUUUAGAUUUUAUAGUAAAUCCGUUUUUUUUAUUUUUUUUUUUUUUUUUUUUUAUUCUUUUCUGUUUAUAAUUACUGACUGUAAAAACGGAAAACUUUUUUUUGACAAAUCUCUUCAGAUUAAUAGAACCCUAAAUAAAAUAAAAGACCAAGAACAUACAGUAUUAGUAAUAAGUAGUAUACAGUGUAUUGAUUUAUUUACUCAGUAUCACCUUGCAGUUGAGAUAAUUACCCUGGUAGAUUUAUGAAUUGUGUAUAGCCAAACGUUAACUCUUCAAUGGUCUUAAGCAUUUGCUUCAAUUUUUUUAUUCACAUAACUAUAUUAUAACAUUAAGAAUAUUGCCUUUUAUUACUUUUGUAAGUAGAUUUUAUUUGUUCCUUCUUAACCACUAUGCCAAACCACCAUUAUUUCCUGUUUCUGUUAUGUAUUAAACUGUCAUGAGAUGCUUCCUGACUUCUGUUAGUACAGACAACAUUUUAAUUUGGGCCUUAUUUUUUGGGCAUUAUAAAAAAGGAAGAAAAAAAGAGAUGAAAAAAAAAAAUGAUGUAAAUAUUUUCUGGUCUCAUUGCAUCUAUGUGAGCUUCUGCAGUUAAUCCAGGAUGAACUUCAAAGACAUUAGUCAUUAAUCUUACAGUUCAUACAAAAUCUUUGUUUAAACACUGACCCUAACACUUACUUAGUUUAAUCAUUUUAAACCAUGACUUGCACUAUACAUAAGUAAUAUUGCCAUUAUAUUCAUGAUGUUAGCCAGAAGGGAACUGGCCCCCACAGUGAGUCUGGUUUCUCCCAAGAUUAUUUAUCUCCAUUAACCAACCAGAGUUUUGUGUUCCUUGCCACAGUCACCUUCGGCUUGCUCACUGGGUUUCUAAAUACAAUUAUUAUUUAAUUACUUAUUUUUAAACACAAUGCACAAUCGUAUUUUAUCAAACUACACGAUGACUCUAAGACAUUACAGAUAUUACUGUUUAAUUUUCUGUAAAGCUGCUUUGAAACUAUAUUUUACGAAAUAAAAAUGACUUGACUCAUUCUUGAUUUG